Messenger RNA from Porites lobata, 780 nucleotides. Lineage: Eukaryota; Metazoa; Cnidaria; Anthozoa; Scleractinia; Poritidae. The record is from the annotation of a GenBank genome assembly.
AUGGAACGUCAAGCUCCGUUUCUGAAGAGUGUGUUGCGAGAAGCGGACAAUCAUAAACGACAAGAAUUGUUACGAAUGGCCAAUGCGGAUCAGAUUAAUGCCAUCAGUGAAUUGGUCAUGAACACGAUCCGCGGAACCGUGCCCCGUUCUCGACACACCAUCACUUUGCUGAAACCCCAUGCUCAGAGUUUAAGAGCAAUGGCCAAACCAGCUCAUUCGGUCAAACGUCGACGCGCUAUCAUGAUGUCUCAAAAAGGAGGAACUCUCUGGUCCGAACUCUACCGAUGCUAUAAACGUACCAUGCGUUAGACAUUGUACCUCAUUUACACCAUGGAGCAAGAGAUGGUGAGCACCUCUGUGGACAAUGCUCCGGCUUUUUUACAAUUACGUGACAAGUACAAACAAGAGUUGGUGGAAGAUACUCGCUUGACCAAAGCGGCAGAUUUAGCUGCCAAACAACAUGUGCUCUUGGCCAGUGAUGUGCCCGAUGCGUGGAAACGGCCUCAACUCAAAGCCGUGGGUCGUCAAUUACGCCAUUGGACCAAAAAAGUACGCCAACCGUUUGGUGCCCCUGUCAGUGGGGUAAGUGCUACAGGCACCCCUGCGACUGAAACGGGCGAAGAUGAGUUUGAUGCUGGCCCAGUGCAAGCUUGGUUGACGCAACUAGUCAAGGCUAGCCAGGGUAUAAAACAAAGUGCUUCUCCUGCAGGACCCUCCAGACCCGGUAGAAAACCACGCGUACCACCCAAACCCAUUAUCACCCCGAGUGCCAAAAAGAAA